Molecule: messenger RNA, 243 nt
Organism: Didymosphaeria variabile
Lineage: Eukaryota; Fungi; Ascomycota; Dothideomycetes; Pleosporales; Didymosphaeriaceae
Exons: 2
Coding region: 1-243 (80 amino acids)
Source: RefSeq, a predicted model, not a curated record
AUGCCUCUCGUCGUCCCCGGAAUCCAGAGCAGUGGCGGAGACCAGAUCAAUGAGUGGUCGAGCAAGUUGAUGGGCAAGAAGCUUGGUGACAACCACGACGAGGUCACUUUCGCCAAGCAGGACCUCCCCCAGGAGCACCGCGUCCUCCAGCCCGACUCGAUGAGCACUAUGGACCACAGGCCCGACCGCCUCAAUGUCCACGUCGAUGAGCAGGGCACCGUCAAGAACGUCCGCUAUGGUUAA